CCCCAACCUCGUUAAAUCACCCCCACAAGCUCCACUCUCUCAGUCUCUGCUUCUCUCUCUAGUCCAACCCCGCCUCCAUAGUUCAGCUAAUACUCUCCGGCGAGCAGUAUGGGCCUACUUGAUCAGCUCUGGGACGACACCGUUGCCGGGCCUCGGCCAGAUAUCGGCCUCGGCAAGCUUCGGAAGAACCAACCUUUGCGAUCCAACUCCGGCAAGGGAGUUGAUGGCGGGAGCGCGAGAUCGUACGUUGAGGGAUCAACGGAGGAGACGACGAGGGUUACACGGAGUAUUAUGAUAGUGAAACCCCCAGGUUAUGGGAGCGGCGGCAGCGAUUCCACUCCGGCGUCGCCAGCUGGAUCUACUCCACCGGUGUCUCCCUUUUCUGGCAGGGAGUCGUUCCGUUUUCGAAGAAGGUCGGCGUCCGAUGCUUACGACAAGUCACGCGAGGUCGCUGGAGCAAAGAGCCCCCCUUCUUCUUACGAUGUGUGACAUAUGAGCGGGAGGUGUAUAGCAUGCCCCCAGAGGAUGUGCCUUACUUAGUCUCCACGGCAUGUGAUGUCAGUAAGCUGUUACCGAACCAACCAAGGCGGGAAAGAGAGUGCGAUGAUCUUUAUAUGUAGCGCUUAAGUAACUAUGGUAGCUAGAUAAGUUCGAGUGUUUCUGGUUGUGAGGAUGUUUGUUUUUUGAACUGUGUGAAGGUGUUGUGUAAGUUGCAGAUCUUAUGCAGCAGUGGUUUGUGUUUUGUAACAUGUCAUAUGUGAGAGUUGCUAAUCUAAUCUGUAUCGUAUUUCCUUUCAGUGAAUGUUGUUGUAUUUGAUUUCUGCAGUGUACUACAUUACUUGUUAAGUUCCCUUAAGCUCCCUGGUUUUUUGUUUCAUUGAUGUUGAGUUCGGACUUGUUGAAAUUAUAAAUGCACUUGCAGCGGAGUGACAAGUAUUAUUUUCUGAAUA
Fragaria vesca subsp. vesca is the source of this 950-nucleotide messenger RNA. RefSeq lists its product as uncharacterized. The transcript has 3 exons. Bases 109 to 489 code for a protein of 126 amino acids. Lineage: Eukaryota; Viridiplantae; Streptophyta; Magnoliopsida; Rosales; Rosaceae. The record is from RefSeq and is a predicted model, not a curated record.